AUGGUAACUCCUGAAUUCAAUAACGGUUUGCCUAGUUGUCUCAUUGGUAAUCGUGCUCGAGAAGUAAAUAUUGGUGUCAAAGCUCUACAACUCACCGGCAAUUCUAUUAUGCCCUAUUUACUUUUUCUUGGUACGCCGAUGGCUGAUAAAUUUCCAACGCAUGCUGAACAAUACAAUCAAAAUAUUAACUCAAUGAGUCAUAUGUCUGCAUGUCUUGCUCGAAAAUCUAUUUCCGGUUUAAGUCAACACAUAAGCAUAUGCCUUUUAAUUUGUGUCCAAGCACUUGAUUUACGAGCCAACUUGAUUGAUGAAGAAGGUGGUUAUGAUGCUCGCCCAUUGGUUUCAAGCAAGACUCGUCCAGUGUAUGAAGCGAUUAGAUCAAUCAUAAAUGUACCUAUUAGCAAAGAGCGCUCGUACAUUUGGGAUGAUGGUGAACAUGCACUGGACGAACAAAUUGCUUGUGUUAACGCAGCACUCAUCACGGAUGAAAAUGGACUUCUCUUCAAAGCACUAAAACCAACUAUUGACUGGCUCCGUUCCGAACGCUACUCGCACUAA
Molecule: messenger RNA, 558 nt
Organism: Adineta steineri
Lineage: Eukaryota; Metazoa; Rotifera; Eurotatoria; Adinetida; Adinetidae
Source: the annotation of a GenBank genome assembly